AUGGAUCAGCAGACUAGCUAUGAGACCUCAGUGCAACUACAGAAGGCAAAUGAAUGCCAACAGACAGGAAAGAAGUCACUUGAAGAGAAAGACCAGAUUCUGGCCAAUUAUUGCCUUUUAACUGUUCCCCCUAGUUCCAACCAAAGAGGUUCCUCUUUACCACUUGUUGCAGAACCACCAGUUACUGAAGGUUUAGAUGUAGUUCAAAGUCUGGGCAUUUUACACAUGCUCUACAAAUAUUCAAGACUGGAAUUAGUCUACAUUCAUAUCCUUAAGCCUUUGAACAAAAAGAAUAACUCAUUCUUGAUAAGGUUUCAAAUAGAUAAAAGUGUAUAUGUACUUUAAGGUGAAGAGCAUGUGGCUCAGUCUCCACACAUUUCAAAAGGACCAGUAUAUCAUAAGAACUCUGGAUGCCUAGAAGAGAAUCCUCAGAAUGAAUUCAAAUUUACCUGCAUUGAUCUUCAGCAGAUGCUAACUGAAGUCCCAGCAAGAUUUAGAAAUAAGAUUAUUCACUACACUGUUUUUAAUGAUCACAUCUUCCAGCUCUCUAUAGGGAAGGACACUAAAUUCAAAAUGUUCUCAGAUGAAAGGUUGCUGUCACUGUCAAGAAAGAUUCAUUUACCAGAUCUAAGAUUUUAUAUCAAUGUUGGAGAGUAGUCAGUAGAACACCAAAAAGACAAUAAGACCCUUGUCCCUACACCUAUCAUUUUCUGGAGUGGCUCAAUGGAUUCAAGUGAUAUUAUCUUUCCAAUAUAUGGUAUUACUCAUUCAAUAAUUGAAACACUGAGAAGUAAAAAUAAUGAUAACCUCUCUAUCCAGUGAAAUAUAGGUCCUGUUUUGAACAAUAAAACAGAAAAAGCUUUUUUCAGAGGCAGAGAUAAAAGAGAGGAAAAUCUUCGAUUGGUGCAGUUGUCCAAGAAAAAUCCAGAAUUGCCAGAUAUAAGAAUUAUUGGAUUUUUUUUCAAGAAAAAGGGGUUGAGAAGAGUUCAGUUGUUGACUUUCUUUGAUUUCUUUAAAUACAAAUAUCAAGUGAAUGUCAACAGUAUGGUAGCUGCUUAUAAAUACUCAUCUCUUGUUCUAAAGCAGGACUCCCCCUUCUACACAAAGCUAAAACCAUGA
Messenger RNA from Sarcophilus harrisii (Tasmanian devil), 1119 nucleotides. It is a transcript of the gene POGLUT3, whose product is annotated as protein O-glucosyltransferase 3. NCBI's taxonomy places the organism in Eukaryota, Metazoa, Chordata, Mammalia, Dasyuromorphia, Dasyuridae. The record is from RefSeq and is a predicted model, not a curated record.